Molecule: messenger RNA, 1924 nt
Organism: Branchiostoma belcheri (Belcher's lancelet)
Lineage: Eukaryota; Metazoa; Chordata; Leptocardii; Amphioxiformes; Branchiostomatidae
Product: lysine-specific demethylase 8-like
Exons: 7
Coding region: 278-1639 (453 amino acids)
Molecular function (GO): 2-oxoglutarate-dependent dioxygenase activity
Source: RefSeq, a predicted model, not a curated record
CAAUAGAUCCUUCCAAUCGGUGUACCGGUCAUGAUCUUGGGCAGAAGCGGACAGAAUAAGCAAAGAAAGCACCACGUCCGCAUUGUUGACAUCCCACGGUCGCCAUCUUGUUUCUCCCGCGUGGAUAGUGAUUCCCGCUGACCAAUCAGCGCGGAGGUCAGAGGUGAACCAAACCAAACCCGGAAGUGUCAUCCUGAGAAGUGGACAGGAAGAACAAGUUGUCCUGCUUUUCUUUUACUGACCCCAAUAUUACUUUGCAAUUAUCUACAAAAAGAGGAUGGGGGAGACGUUGCUAUUGCAUCGUGAGGCGAUGUUUGUGACUUUACUGCUGUUGUUUUUGGCGACGGGACAGGGGGAGGAGCCACCGGCAGGCCAUCUCCAGCCUCUCGGAGCUCACCAGCCACCUGUGGGGCAGGUUGAGUCCUUAGAUUAUGUGCCGACUCCAGAAGACUUCUACCACAACUACAUCCAGCCUGGAAAACCGGUCAUUUUCAGAGGGGCAGCCAAACACCACCCAGCAUUUCAAAAAUGGUCUGAUCUAUACAUUAUGGAAAAGUAUGGAGAUGUUGAGGUAGAAGUGGACUUCAGGAAGAAGGAGAACAGAGAUAGACCAGGGGAGACAAUGAUGAUGGAGAAGUUCCUUCUGAACUACAACGCAUCAGACUUCUACAUGGUCACCACUGUUCCUGAGCCUAUGAUGGAGGAGGUGUACCUCCCCUCCUGUCUGUCCUGUGGUGGUUUCACCAGUCGCCUGCAGGAUUAUGUCAUGUGGUUCUCUAGUGGAGGGACCAAGUCCCAUCUGCACAUGGACAACAUCGACAAUGUCAUGUGUAUGGUCAGCGGCAGUAAGGAGUGGUUCAUGCUGGACAGACAGGCGGGCGCUAAGGUGAGACUGGACAGGAGUGAGGGAGCCUACAGCACUGUGGAUGUGGACCGUGUGGACAUGUACAAGUACCCAGAAUUCCGCACCCUCCCGUGGUGGUCAGCUGAUAUCGGCCCCGGAGACUGCCUGUACGUUCCGUACGCGUGGCUACAUCAGGUCCGCUCACACGGCAGGAACAUCGCUGUCAACAACUGGUGGACGCCCUUGUCAGAAUUCGAUUACCUGGACUGCCAAGGAAAGGACACAAAAGCACCCAUCCCUCUGAGUACCCUGUCAUUCAAUCCAGGGGCACAAACUAGGUUUAUAGUGAAGGUUCUGUUGGAAGAACACGGUGGCCAGUUACCCAAGGCCACCGUCCAACGCUGGAUCCUGUGGGAACACAAUGGUCAGCAGCUGAUCAGUGACCAGGACUUCAGCCAGAUGGACAGCAAUGGUGAUGGACAACUCAGCACAGAGGAAAUGGAUCAACUUGAGUUGGGGACGAUACAUGAGCUGUUUGACGGCAUACAUCCGGGGGAAAUCAACACCAUCGGAGCCUGGCAGAGUCGUCGCAUCGCCAUUCAGAAGCUCCUGGACUCUUUGGACACACCCUUGGAAAGCGAAGCUAAAGAAUUUCUGUACAACUGGCAAAGGACAGAUGAAGAGACAGUGGAGUUCUUGGCUGCACACAAAGGCAGUCUUCCGGAAGUUGUUGUAGAGUUCAUGAAAUCAGAACUGAAAGUCAGAGCACCUAUCUCUGGCCAUGAAGACUUAUAAAGGUUUUGCUUUGGGUGUAAUAUGGUCUUUGGUGGGAAUAAUAUGGUGGCCAUGUCCUUCUAUUCUUGGUAAUUGUUGCAAGCUGCUGCUGAGUAUUAAAUGAAUAAAGUGUACAUACAGGAGGGAUGAUAGUUUGAGGGUGUUAUGUGUAAUGUCUCGACUGGCUUUGAAAUAAUGAUGCCAGGUAUUAUGACUCAAGGACAAUGGUCAUUAGAUUCAGCACAGUACAGUGUAACGUUCUAAUUUUCUGUCACAAUUUACACUGAAAGGGUACAUUUUAGCAUG